ACCCAACUGUAUGCGGGACGAGGGGCGGGCAGAGGAAGUCGAGAGGAGUGCACCGGGAGCAAGUAUGGAGAGCCCCGAGAUCUCGUUCACUCUGGCUUAUGUCGUCUUCUCUGUCUGCGUCGUGUUUACACCCAACGAGUUCCGCUCGGCCGGUUUCACCGUGCAGAAUCUGUUCUCGUCCUGGCUGGGCAGCGAGGACAUGGGGUUCAUCCAGUACCACGUCCGCAGGACCAGCAUGACCGUCCUGGUCCACUCCGCUCUGCCUCUAGGUUACUACAUGGGGAUGUGUGUCGCCGCUCCAGAGAAAAACCUGGGAUAUAUUCACCAGCAGGUGAGUGACACCUGGAGAGCGUUUCUACUCCUGUCUCUCUGCAUCCAGUUGACCAGCUGGACGCUGGUCAUCUACUGGUCUCGGCAUCACUGGCACAACCACCCGAUCAGCCGGGCCCUUCAGGCCCACGUCCAGCCUCCUCACGCCGGCUGGGGCUCAGUGGCAUCCAGCAUCAACACUGAGUUCAGACGCAUAGACAAGUUUUCUACGGGGGCACCUGGAGCCCGAGUUUUCGUCACCGACAGCUGGGUGUUGAAGGUGACCACAUAUUACGUCUACAUGGCCUUACAGAACGACUGUCAUGUGACAGUGACAGAGUCCAGGCAGCACCAGCUGAGUCCAGACCUGGCCUCCCCAGCACAGAUCUUGACCCUGAGAGUGGACAGCAUCAACCCUGCUGUCAGACCCUUUGAUAUCAGGCUCAUCUCUACAGAGUAUGCAGAACUCAGGGAUAAGCUCAACGCUCCCAUCAGGAACUCUCCCAAUGUCGUGAUCCACCAAACCAUGAGUGAACUCUUCCUGGAAACAUUCAGAGCUCAAGUGGACCUCAAUCAACAGUACACACUCCCCAGUGGACAGGAGGUGGAGUCAUGUAUAGGCUGCAUGCAGGUUCCUGCAAACAGCAAGCUGCUCAGACUCUGCCAGGCAGAAGGAGCCGGUAACGAGUCCGAGUGCCAGCAGUGUUUCUGCAGACCCAUGUGGUGUCUGUCCUGUCUGGGUCGAUGGUUCGCUAGCCGCCAAGACCAGCAAAGACCUGAGACCUGGUUGUCCAGCAGAGUCCCCUGUCCUACCUGUAGAGCCACAUUCUGUAUACUGGACAUCUGUGCGGUCCGCUGAAGAGACUACACGGAUCCAAACUGACUUUUCCCACUCAUAAAACAUCGUUUUGAACCCCAACAUGGUGUACACAUGAUCAAUGUGAGAUUUGGAGAGAUAUAUUUUGAGCCCCGAUCAAAAAAGAGGGGUUGAUAUCUGUUACCCUGACCAGGGUAUGUUGAGGUUACCACAAAGAGCCUGCUUCAACUGACUCAGUACUCAUCAUCAGCAUGUGUAAUCAACUCUCAAGUGAUCACACGCGUAUUAACAGGAAUAGCCAAUCAGAACCAAGGAUUCAGGUGAAGCUAUAGCGUAAGUUCAGUCUGAAGAUCAUACCCUCGCAAGCCCGCCAUUUAUUUCUCAUACAUCUGGGAAUCAUUUCUCAUACAUGCUCACUCAUUGUUUACUCGCUGUCAUCGUUCACCACCGUCAAUCAUGACACCAGCUGCGCAGAUCAGCUGGUCCCUUCCUUCCAAUAAGCACAGGGAAACAAUGACAUGGUUAGCCAAUCAUCUUGCUGCUGUCUCAUUUAAAUAUGAUUAUCUCUCUACCUUCAGUUAAUUCAUGUGGCUGUCGCGCAUCUCCCCACCUCCGCCCAGUCUUCAUCAGCUUCAUCAACUUGUCCUUCUUUCAGCCUCAUCAGCGCCACCAGGUCUGGACUCCAUGGAGGAUUUAAAUUGUUGCUGAUCGGGGCAGUCUGCCGUUAAUUACAAAUCUCACUGUCUAGUCCAUGCGCCAAAGACUCUGAGACUUUAUCAGCACAAAUCAUGUUAAUAAAUAAACAUGAUCCUUUCUUCA
Pseudoliparis swirei is the source of this 1945-nucleotide messenger RNA. RefSeq names its product transmembrane protein 129, E3 ubiquitin protein ligase (gene tmem129). Bases 11 to 1168 code for a protein of 385 amino acids. Gene Ontology annotation, biological process: protein ubiquitination. Gene Ontology annotation, cellular component: endoplasmic reticulum; membrane. NCBI's taxonomy places the organism in Eukaryota, Metazoa, Chordata, Actinopteri, Perciformes, Liparidae. The record is from RefSeq and is a predicted model, not a curated record. Gene Ontology annotation, molecular function: ubiquitin protein ligase activity. The transcript is spliced from 7 exons.